GCUUUUCGGCUCUCGAGCAGCGACGUUGUCGCAGUUGCUGCCUUUCAAUUUCCUUGGCACGUCGCGCGCUCAAAAAUUUACGCGACUACCGAAUUACAUAGAUAUAUAUAAAUAUAUAUAAGUCUUGUUCUAUAUGCAUUAAAAUAAUAUGUACAUAGAGCAUUGUGUAUAGCAUGAAAUUGGCAUAAACAAAUGCGGUUAGUUGAUUGUUUAAACAGUUUACAAAUCUAUUCAAGGCGCAAAUUCAGCGGUCAGAGUUUAUAAGUUUUUGCAAAUCAAAAAGAAACGUUUAUAGGACACAAAAUAAAUAAAUACAUUUUUGGAAAUUGCUGCCAUAAACUGGGUUUCCCAACAGUCGGUGUGGCAACAAGAAUCGGCAGAGAAGCGUACCAAGCCGCUUGGAGCAGCAGCUGACCAAGAAGGAGCGCACCACAAAGUUGCCGCUAGUGGGCGCUUUGGUGCACAAGGCGCUGCAAGUACGCGACAGUGACACCGAUCUACAGCAACUAGAAAUAAACAACAACAUCACUGACACUGACAACAACAACAACAACGAGAUCUCCAGCAACAAAAUGGUCUUGCCUUUCGGCCUUGGUCCCGAUGGCCACCAUGUGGAUGCCAUACAGAGUGCUCCGGCGCCGAGUGCACCACCGGCUCACAUGGUGGUGCCACCACUGUAUGCCCGUGGCCAGACCAACAUAUACACAGGUGUGCCCAUCAUUGUGAAUCCCUACAUAGACUUCAUAGUGGUCAAUGGCGACGAUCGCUAUAUGAUACGUUGUGAACGGAAGUCGGUGCUGGAGCGCAGCGUGGAGUUGGCCAAGUUAAUACACGCGGGUCCAAACAGUGGCCGCAAGAGCGACAACCAUUUCCAGAUACUCAAUGUGGAUAAGAACGACUUCGAGCUGAUCGUGCGAUAUAUGGAGAAACACUUUAUUCCCUAUCGCGAUCACAAGCAUCUGCUCAAGAUUCUCGAGCUGGCGGAUCGCUUCAAUGUGCCCGAUUUGAUCAUCUACUGCAUACGUGAACUUGAUCUCAGCAUCUCGAGUGCCACGGCACUGGACAUAUACAAGGCGCUGUGGUACUACCAGGGCAUUGCGCUGACCAACCAACACCAGACGAUGAUCACCACACAAGAGACUGCCCAACAGCUGGCCCGGAAGCAGGCGUCCAAGGCGAAGGCGGCGGCCAAACAAUUGGCAGCGGCACAAGCGCAGACAAAGGAAAAUGGCGCCGAUGGCGAUGGUGCUCAGGUUAAUCUCAUACCCAAUCCGAAUCCCUUCACCACUGAGGACUAUGGCGUUGCACUGCUCCACAACACACUCCAGCUGAUCGAUAUGCAUGCCGAGCUGUUGCUCUCCAUGCCGGCCAUUUUUGAUCUGCGCUUUGAGGAGCUGGAGACUCUGGCCAAGAGAGACACACUCCAGCUGCGCUCGGAGAUCACUCUCUUCGAGUGCCUGGCCAGCUGGAGUCUGGCGGAAUGUGCCCGCAAGAAUCUCGAUGCCACGCCCGAAAACCGACGCACGGUUCUUGGUCCGCUCUGCCUCACACCGCGUUAUCUGCGCAUGACCUCAUCCGAAUUUCGACGCUGCUGCGAUCGCAUCGAGCUGCUGCCACCCGUGGAGACGUCUCUAAUCAGCGAUGCACUGGAGGGCAAAAAGCUAAAGAACCUGACGGAUCAGCAAACGGAGCUGCUGGAGAAGUUUCGCACACCACGCGCCGAAUACGCCCGUAUGCCGGUUCAUCUCAGCGAUCGCAGCAGUCCAAAAAACUAUCCCAAGAAGAUGAGGUUGGCACAUGAGGGUCGUGCCACCGAGGAGGGAUGCUGGGAGAAGGUGGGAAUCAAUUGUCUGCGUGUGUUUGUCUGCAUUUUCGAUUGACGUUCCGGCGAAGAUGAUGAUGAAGAUGAGGAUGAUGAUGAUGAUGAUGAGGAUGAAGAUGUUGCUGAUGAUGAUGAUGACGAAGAACCGGCGAUAAUGAAUCCCACAUAGACUUGUUGCAUUAACGAAUAUUAGCGCUUAUGAAUUACAUAUAUACAUACAUACAUACAUACACACAUAUAUACAUAGUUAUAUAUAGUUAAUGAUUAUGAUGUUUGUCUUAUGGGCAAUACAUUUUAAAACACAUUACCAAGUGUUACCAAGUGCUGGCCAAAUGUGUCUGGCAGUGAUUUUAUAGCAGCUGUUUCUAACAUACUUACUAUACAAGAACUAUAUAAAAAAAAAGAUAUAUAUAUAUACAUAUAUAUAUAUAUAUAGUGUUACAUAUAUAGCGAAUGUAGGUUUAACUGUCGUCGCCAACUGAUUGAUUGGGUUUUUGUAUUCAACUAGUCAAAGAUAUAUAAUGAGAAACAAAAAUCUAACUAACAAAAAAAUAAAACAAAAAGAAAACAGGAAAACAAAAUAAGAACAACAAAUUUUAUACCAACUUUAUGCAACGUUUUGUAGCUGGACUCAAAAUACAAAAUACAAAUUACCUUAACUAUUUAGGUAUGGUUAAAAAAAAAUACAACAUACUAAUAAGCAUUUAUCACUGGUCUAUAAACAGCAUAAGAAACUAAAAUAAAACUACAAACAAAAAAAAAAUACUACAAGUAAAAUUGAAAUUAAUCAAUCAUCAAAUUGAUAAAUCGUAAAAAUAGUUCAAAUUAUUGUGGAUUUUCAGCCGUUCAUAGCUAAAAAAAAAAAUUGUUUAUUAUUAUCAUGUGUGAGUGUGUGUGUGUUUGUGUGUGUGUGUGUGUGUAUGAAUGUCAUUUUAAUUAAUGUGUGAACAUAAAAUUUUUAUAUAAGCUCUGUUGACUUUGUUGCUCGGUUUUUGGCUUUAAAUCCUCAAAAAUCGCUUAGAUAACAAAUAACAAUCAGAUUAGCAUUAAUCAUAGCGAAUUAAUUAUGUCAAUAAUAAUAAACAAACACAUACACACACACACAAAUUCACACACGUACAAAUUGUUAACAGAUUUAUGCAUUUUAUAUUAGUUAAUAUUAAAAAAAAAGCACACUCAAAAUGCAAAAUGCAACGCUUUAAAAUUGUUUUAGAAUAAUUCCUGUUGCUUUAGUUGCGAUUUGAAUCAACUUGGCAAAUUUCCCAACGUCCUCACAUCAAAGUACAUUCAACAUGAAACCAAAAUUAGUUAAAUAAAGUAUGUACACAAUUUUCUAAAA
Molecule: messenger RNA, 3161 nt
Organism: Drosophila innubila
Lineage: Eukaryota; Metazoa; Arthropoda; Insecta; Diptera; Drosophilidae
Gene: axed
Exons: 4
Coding region: 573-1880 (435 amino acids)
Biological process (GO): neurogenesis
Cellular component (GO): cytosol
Source: RefSeq, a predicted model, not a curated record